Molecule: messenger RNA, 2898 nt
Organism: Ictalurus punctatus (channel catfish)
Lineage: Eukaryota; Metazoa; Chordata; Actinopteri; Siluriformes; Ictaluridae
Gene: col9a3
Product: collagen, type IX, alpha 3
Exons: 32
Coding region: 150-2177 (675 amino acids)
Source: RefSeq, a predicted model, not a curated record
CCCUCCCCCCUUUGGGCUGGAGGCUCCGGUUUAUCUGGGAUCAGCAGGGAAAGGCACUCGGGAACGUCGCGUCCGAGCGGAGAAAGCGUGUUAAUAGGAACUGUGGGGAUCCACUCGUCUUCUUCCAGCCGGAGGAACGGACGAGCGCCAUGGCCGUGUUCUCAGCUCUGGGGUUUCUUUUCCUCUGCCAGCUUUUGGCUUCAUCCCUCGCUCAGUCACCUGGAGCUCGUGGACCACCUGGACCUCCAGGACUCCCAGGGAAAGAUGGCACUGAUGGAAAGCCAGGACCGCCCGGACUUCCUGGAAAGCCUGGACCUAAAGGGAAAGCUGGAAUCUCAGGGAAGGAAGGGAAAUCUGGACUGCCUGGACUUCCCGGGAUCGACGGUUUGCCAGGUCCUGACGGGCCUCAGGGGAAGGCGGGACCUCCGGGACCACUCGGCGAUCCAGGACCUGCCGGACCGCCUGGACCUCCUGGCAGAGGGAGACCUGGAGCUCCUGGGCUGCCUGGAGCUAAUGGAUUGCCAGGUGGUGUAGGACCUCAGGGACCCCCAGGACCAGAAGGUCUUCCAGGACUUCCGGGUCUUCCGGGUCCAGACGGGCCGCCUGGACUACCCGGAGCACUUCCUGAGGGAAACGGAGACGUACUGUGUCCCGCUAUCUGUCCACCGGGACCCCCGGGGCCUCCCGGAAUGCCCGGUUUCAAGGGACACACUGGACACAAAGGAGACAAAGGAGAGUUUGGGAAAGAUGGAGAGAAGGGUAAACAAGGCCCACCCGGGCCCCCUGGAAUCCCAGGAACUGUCGGUCUACAGGGGCCUCGAGGUUUGAGAGGACUUCCAGGUCCACUGGGAUCCGUCGGCGACAGAGGUUUUCCAGGUUUUCGGGGCAAGCCUGGUAUUCCUGGUGUCGUUGGAAAAACAGGUGACGCCGGAGAGAAAGGACCCGUGGGCUUUAAAGGACCUAAAGGAGAAAUUGGAAAAAUAGGCCCUAAAGGUCUGCCUGGACCUCCAGGCCUGAAAGGAGAACCUGGCAUGCCAGGCAGAGAUGGCAAAGACGGCACUCACGGAUUCGAUGGUGAAAAAGGUGAUGGUGGACGGCUGGGAGUUCCCGGAGAGAAAGGGCCUAACGGUUUACCUGGUUUGCCAGGAAAGGCUGGAGUGAAAGGUGUCAAAGGAUUUGUUGGUGAUCAAGGAAUGAUGGGAGAAGCAGGACCAGCCGGAGAACCAGGUAUUCCUGGUGAGAUUGGCAUUCCAGGAGAAAGAGGUGAAGCAGGACCCAGAGGCAUCGCUGGAGGCAUCGGCCUAACUGGAAAUCCAGGACCUCAGGGAGUCAAAGGAUUCCAGGGAAUUAAAGGUGCUAUUGGAGAGCCCGGUCUUCCGGGUCCAACCGGAUUCAGAGGAGACUUUGGAGAGAGGGGUCCAACAGGAGCUUCAGGACCGAAAGGCGAAAUUGGAAUGGCUGGAAGUGACGGCUUGCCUGGAGAGAAUGGAGAAACAGGUCCAUUUGGUCCUCCUGGCCAAAAAGGAGGGCCUGGGAAGCAUGGGGAGCUGGGUCCUAAAGGAGUAACAGGGCCACAGGGGGAGACUGGAGCAAGAGGGUUACCUGGAAAACCUGGUUUGAUGGGCUUCCACGGAGAACCGGGCCCUCCUGGUGUCGCUGGAAAGACUGGUGUAUCUGGAAAACUGGCGAGCGAACAACAUAUCAGAGAACUGUGUGGCUCAAUGAUCGAUGCCCAGAUUGCCCAGCUGGCUGAUCGUCUGAGGAGGCCGUUAGCUCCGGGAGCUGUGGGUCGACCGGGUCCGGCUGGACCUCCUGGAAACCAAGGAGAAGCAGGAGCGAUGGGACUUCCUGGAGCUCCCGGUCCGCCAGGAUACAGAGGACUUCCAGGAGAUCUUGGCGAUCCUGGUCCUAGAGGUGAUUUCGGUGAACAGGGUGAUAAGGGGCCUGUUGGAAAAGCCAUUGAUGGGCCAGUUGGAGACCAAGGAGAACCAGGUCUCCAAGGAGUACACGGCAUUGUUAAAGACGGACGCGACGGCGCACCUGGAGAUCCAGGUAAGCCCGGAGAACCGGGCAGGGCGGGCAGCACGGGGCAUCAAGGACCCCCAGGAAUCUGCGACACAACAGCCUGCCAGGGCGCAGUGCCUCACGGGAAAUCAUCCAACCCUAAAAACCAUUAAACAUCGACGCCUUCGUCUUUUAAAUACACUCCUGCACCCCAAGGAACGAAGAACAAACGAUUUUUUUUUUUUUUUUUUUUUUUUUUAAUCUGGGGGAGGGGUGAGAAAAAAUGACUGAUCAUCUUUGGAGAACUGCAAAUGUUGAAUAGGAUGAACAGGAACGAGAUGAGAGACCUUCAAGCCGAGACUUGACCGAUGACAUCUAACGAGCAAGAGCUUGAAGUACCAAUUUGUGUAGAUGUGUUUAAAAAAAAAAAAAAAAAAAAAAAAAAGUGGGAAAAAAAUUACUGAAAUGAUUACUGAACUGGUCAGAUAUGCACGUGUGCGUUAAAACAAAAAACAAACAGUUACUCUUUUCAGUGUCUGUUAGCAUAAAAUCUCUGUGUACAGAAUACUGUAAUGCAACAAGUGUGACUUUCCUGUCAUAAAAAACACACACACACACACACACACACACAAAAGUGGUUCUUUUGGACUGAAAAGAACAAAUUCAUCCUCAAAAUCUGUUGGAGAAAAUGAGAACUCGUCAUCUCUGACACCGGAGCGUCACUCAGUAUGUUGAAUAAUGUUGUAUAUUACUUUUCAGUACUUUUUUUUUUUUUUUUUUUAAAAAGCAGAUUGUCAAUCUGUUUGUAUUGUUUCAACUAUUUUUUACAAAAAUUGUGUUUGAUAACAUCCCAAUUUGACAUAAAAUAAAAUAAAAACAACCCUGAAAGCAUCA